Messenger RNA from Anoplopoma fimbria (sablefish), 2201 nucleotides. RefSeq names its product calpain 3a, (p94) (gene capn3a). Lineage: Eukaryota; Metazoa; Chordata; Actinopteri; Perciformes; Anoplopomatidae. Gene Ontology annotation, biological process: proteolysis; negative regulation of apoptotic process. The record is from RefSeq and is a predicted model, not a curated record. Gene Ontology annotation, molecular function: calcium ion binding; calcium-dependent cysteine-type endopeptidase activity. The transcript is spliced from 21 exons. Gene Ontology annotation, cellular component: cytoplasm. Bases 1 to 2142 code for a protein of 713 amino acids.
AUGCCCUAUACACCGUCUGGCUUUUUCUGUGACCGGUUGAUCCGGGAACGAGAGCGGAGGGACGGGGAAGGGUCCCUGAACAAGCCGCUCCGCUUCAACGGACAGGACUUCAACUCGCUGAGGCAGGAGUGUCUUCAGGGGAAGUCCCAGUUCGAGGAUGAGUCUUUCCCGGCCACCGUGGAGUCGCUGGGCUUCAAGGAGCUCGGACACAAGUCCAACAAGGUCAAGAACAUCGUCUGGAAGAGGCCCAAGGAAAUCUGUGAGAACCCUCAGUUCAUUGUUGGAGGAGCCAGUAGGACAGACAUCUGCCAGGGAGAUCUGGGUGACUGCUGGUUGCUGGCUGCCAUCGCCUGUCUCACCUUGAAUGAGAAGCUUCUCUACCGCGUCGUUCCUCAGGAGCAGAGCUUCUCCGAGGGCUAUGGAGGCAUCUUCCACUUCCAGUUCUGGCGUUAUGGCGACUGGGUCGAUGUCGUCAUUGACGACCGCAUCCCAACCUUCAACAACCAGCUGGUCUUCACUAAGUCCGCUGAGAGGAACGAGUUCUGGAGCGCCCUGCUGGAGAAGGCCUACGCCAAGCUGCACGGCUCCUACGAGGCCCUGAAGGGAGGAAACACCACCGAGGCCAUGGAGGAUUUCACCGGUGGAGUCACUGAGUUCUACGAGAUGAAGGAAGCUCCCAAAGAGCUCUACAAGAUCAUGAUGAAAGCUCUGGAGAGAGGCUCCCUCAUGGGCUGCUCCAUCGAUUCCCUGGUUCCAGCUCGCUUUGAGACUCGUACUGUGACGGGACUUGUGAAGGGUCACGCCUACUCUGUGACGGCAGUGGAGGAGUGUAAAUCGUCUCAGCACAAGGAGUCUAAAGUCCGUCUGGUGCGUCUCAGGAACCCGUGGGGUCAAGUGGAGUGGAACGGUCCCUGGAGUGACAACUCUAAGGAGUGGGCCACACUCUCCAAGACUGAAAAGGAGAAGCUGCAGCACCAGAGUGCCGAGGACGGAGAGUUCUGGAUGUCAUUCGAGGACUUCAAGAAGAACUACACUAAGAUCGAGAUCUGUAACCUCACCCCCGACGCCCUGGAGGACGACAAGAUCCACAAGUGGACGGUUUCAGUGAACGAGGGUCGCUGGGUGAGAGGCUGCUCUGCUGGGGGCUGCAGGAACUACCCAGACACUUUCUGGACCAACCCUCAGUACCGCCUCCGUUUGCUGGAGGAGGAUGACGACCCCGAGGACAACGAGGUGGGCUGCACCUUCGUGGUCGCUCUGAUGCAGAAGAACAGGCGGAAAGAGCGCAAGAUGGGAGCCAACCUCUUCACCAUCGGAUUCGCCAUUUAUGAGGUGCCAAAGGAGAUGCACGGUAACAAGCAGCACAUGCAGAAGGACUUCUUCCUGUUCAACUCCUCCAAAGCUCGCUGCAAGUCCUACAUCAACCUGCGCGAGGUGACCCAGCGUUUCCGCCUGACCCCCGGGGAGUACGUCAUCGUGCCCUCCACGUACGAGCCGCACCAGGAGGGGGAGUUCAUCCUGCGAGUCUUCUCUGAAAAGAGGAACACCUCAGAGGAGAUAGAGAACAGGAUCGAGGCCGAUCAUCCCGUGCCGGCGCCGGCCUCUGCGGGGGAAGAGAGCGAGGAGGACCAGCAGUUCAGGACUAUUUUUCAGGAGAUAGCCGGCGAUGACAUGGAAAUCACAGCCAACGAGCUGAAAAACGUUCUCAACAGAGUGAUCACCAAACAUAAGGACCUGAACACAGAGGGCUUCAGCCUGGAGAGCUGCAGGAGCAUGAUUGCUCUGAUGGACAUGGACGGGACCGGUAGACUCAACCUGCAGGAGUUCAGACAUCUGUGGAAUAAGAUCAAACAGUGGCAGGGAAUCUUUAAUCACUAUAACGCCGAACAGACCGGCAGCAUCAACAGCUACGAGAUGAGGAAUGCUGUCAACGAUGCAGGCUUCCGUCUCAACAACCAGCUGUACGACAUCAUCACCAUGCGCUACGCCAACGAGGGCAUGAACAUCGACUUCGACAGCUUCAUCAGCUGUCUGGUUCGGCUCGAAGCCAUGUUCAGGGCGUUCCAGGCCUUCGAUCAGGAUGGAGACGGUACAAUCAGACUCAGUGUCCUGGAGUGGCUCCAGUUGACCAUGUACGCCUAGAGAGGCCCCUCCUCCUCCAGGUGAGCUCCACUCCACAGGAGGACCAGACCUGCCAGCCG